AUGACAGACUAUCGAUUGCCGAUGCAUCAAAUGCCCUCGCGAAAACCCCUUCCCUCUGUGCACUCCGGGCCUCAGUUUGGUCACCAUGGAUAUCAGCAACAACAGUAUCAGCCGCAUCCGCAGGCUCAACAUCCCUCGGUUGCUUCCCUUGCGCACAGCCGAAACCGAACAACCUCCUCCAAUGUUUUGCCGUACGCGGGCCAUGACCGACACCACCCACAGCAACCGGCUUCUCCGCAGCACAGUAUGACGGUUCCUUAUAAUCCCUUGGCAAGGCGCUUGUCCAGUGCCACCACCUCGACAACCUCCACAGGCAACAAUGCUGAUAUCCGACGGAGUACGUCCUCGCGAUCGGCUGGCUCUCAGAUGAGCUAUGUGGCUCUUUUGCGCAGGCAAAAGGCAACAGUCUGGUGUGACCGUGCGCAGGCGGAGGAUCCCCGGUUGCGUCAACAGAAGCUCGUAGAUAAAAAGCGAGCAUACCUUGAAGUCCACGGUGCAGGCGCCGGACGAGCAAGUACCCUUGGAAGCGGAAAGGGCAAGCAUGGUAACAAAGUCACGGAUCUCUCUCCUUCUGCGCUUGUUGGCGCGACCGUCCCGGUUCGACUUAGUGCCAACGAGGUGGGAGAUGCCGAAGACGACGCACGUAGCGAGAGGGACUUUCCGUAUCGUCGGACUGGGAGCGGACGGAGCUCCCUCGGCAGCGGGCAUCGUUAUCCCAGUGGCUACCAGCGAAACACAACGAGCAGCAGUAACACGCCGCCGAACGAAAGGACGGAUCUUCCGGGCGUUUCCGAGGACAAAGCUGAGGAGUUGCAGCAAAGUGCUGCCAAGGACGAUGCUACAACAGAGGCUACAGAGCAAGAGGAUACCCUCGGGGAGAUGGGUGCGCCAAGUGCCGCUACUCUGGCUGAGCAGAAGGCUAAAAAGGCGGCCGAUCUUCGACGUCGCGGUAGUGUGGAUGAUCGAACAACCUCCAUGACCAACGUGCGGCUAUUCGUUGCAAACCCAGAUUUGAGCGAUUAG
Molecule: messenger RNA, 1023 nt
Organism: Aspergillus mulundensis
Lineage: Eukaryota; Fungi; Ascomycota; Eurotiomycetes; Eurotiales; Aspergillaceae
Exons: 1
Coding region: 1-1023 (340 amino acids)
Source: RefSeq, a predicted model, not a curated record